Molecule: messenger RNA, 4797 nt
Organism: Melanotaenia boesemani (Boeseman's rainbowfish)
Lineage: Eukaryota; Metazoa; Chordata; Actinopteri; Atheriniformes; Melanotaeniidae
Gene: prdm15
Product: PR domain containing 15
Exons: 22
Coding region: 284-3634 (1116 amino acids)
Biological process (GO): regulation of transcription by RNA polymerase II; cell fate commitment
Cellular component (GO): nucleus; cytoplasm
Molecular function (GO): DNA-binding transcription factor activity; histone deacetylase binding; RNA polymerase II cis-regulatory region sequence-specific DNA binding
Source: RefSeq, a predicted model, not a curated record
UGCUCGGCUGUUGUGACUCUUUACGGAUCUUCCACAUGAUGAAGUCCCUGACCGUGUAAAAUUAAUAAAGUGUCAAAAUAGCCAAUAUGUGUUUUUCCUUUAUUACUGUGAGAGUAUGAAAUCAUCCACCAAGCAACUCAAAACAAGAGUGAAUACUAAUUCUUACUCGUUACACUUGGUUGUAAAGGUGAUACAAUAGUAAAACAGCUGGUAUUAUUAAUCAGGAGAAAUAUUCAACACAACACUGAUUGCCUUACCUUUUGAGUUAAGUUUACUUUAUGUGAUGGAGAGAAAUCAAACAGGUGAGAUGCGUUUCACAGGGUGCGAGGACUGUGGUCAGUACCAUGACUCGGAGUGUCCUGAACUGGGGCCUCUGGUUACCGUCCAGGACUCCUUUGUCCUCAGCCGAGCUCGGUCGUCUCUCCCAAACAGCUUGGAGAUCAGAGAGGCGGCCAGUGGGGAGGAGGGGGUGUUCGUCCUGCGUCGGCUUGUCAAGAGAACCCGAUUUGGACCCUUUGAGGCUAAGAGGGUCCCCGUGCUGGAGAGGGAAGGAGCGUUCCCUCUGAAGAUCUUCCAGAAGGAUGGCAUUAUGGUGUGUUUUGACUGCAGCAGUGAGGAGGACUGCAACUGGAUGAUGAUGGUCCGGCCGGCCACGGACCACAAACACCAGAAUCUGACGGCUUAUCAGCAGGAUGAUGAUGUUUACUUCAACACUUCGCAGGAUGUGCUGCCGGGAACAGAGCUGAGAGUCUGGUAUGGAGCUUUCUAUGCCAAGAAGAUGGAAAAACCUGUACUGAGGCCUCCAUUCAAACCACCACUGCAUCCACCAGAUGCAUCAUCUUUAUGUGCUAAAAUUGAGUCCUCAGAGAUAAGUAGACCUCUCAUGCCCCCAGUGGCUGAAGACGACAGUGCAGGCAACAUGCUGAGUCACCUCAGUGAGGUGAAGACUGUAACUGAGCUUCCCAUCAACCAGCUUCUGCCCCUGGAGGAGGGCCUGGUUGCACCUGAUGUUGAGGAGAGGGGCCUCACUUCAGCUCGCAAGAGAGGGCAGAGUCGUGGAAGAAGAGCCAGGGGACGCAGGCCUGGAGCUGCUGUUGCCACCAGCAAACGCAAAGAUGUGAAGACCCUGGCAGAGACCUCGGAGCCGGUGGCCUCAGCAGCAGUAGUAACAGAAAGCAGCAGUUUGAUGAGCAUCCCGGACAGCUCGGCCAUCCUGAAGAGGCACAAACCCAGAGAGCACAAGAGAGUUUACCGCUGCUCGCUCUGCAACAAGGUCUUCCAGAACAGCAGCAACCUCAACAGACACAUCCGAUCACACGGGGCUAAGCUGUUCAAAUGUGAUGAAUGUGAUAAGUUAUUCAGUCGUAAGGAGAGUCUAAAGCAACACAUCUCUUACAAACACAGCAAGAACGUGCCUGACCAGGAGUACAAAUAUAAAUGCAACACAUGUGAGAAAUCCUUUCGCCUGGAGAAUGCCCUUAAGUUCCACAACUGCCGGACAGACGAUAAGACGUUCCAGUGUGAUAUCUGCUCGCGAUUCUUCUCCACCAACAGCAACCUGUCCAAGCAUAAGAAGAAGCACGGUGAGAAGCUGUACUCCUGUGAAAUCUGCAAUAAAAUGUUCUACCGCAAAGACGUGAUGCAGGAGCACCACAGGAGGCACAGUGUGGGACCAAAACAUCUGAAGAGAGAGGAGCUGGAGGCCAAUGGAGAAGAAGGGACCAAGUACAGGAAGGAGCCGUCACCCUGUCCCAUCUGCGGCAAGGUGUUCUCCUGCAGGAGUAACAUGAACAAGCAUCUGUUGACUCAUGGCGAUAAGAAGUACACCUGCGAGAUCUGCGGCCGGAAGUUCUUCCGUGUGGACGUCCUCAGAGAUCACAUUCACGUGCAUUUCAAGGACAUUGCCCUGAUGGAUGAGCAGGAGAGAGAGGGGUUCAUUAAGAAAAUCGGCAUCUCAGCAGAAGACAGCGAUGAAACAGAUGAAGACGAAGAGGAAGACGAUCCCGAGCACCACAAAUACAACUGCAAAAAAUGUCAAUUGUCAUUUGCAAAGGGCAAAGAGUACCUGAGGCACAUCAUGGAGCAACACAAGGAGAAAGGCUACGGCUGUGGGAUCUGUAACCGGCGCUUCGCGCUGAAGGCCACUUACAACGCUCACCUGGUCAUCCACAGGGAGCAGCUGCCCGACCCUGCAGUGCAGAAGUACAUCCAUCCAUGUGAAAUUUGCGGCCGAAUAUUUAAUAGUAUCGGUAACCUGGAAAGGCACAAGAUCAUCCACACUGGGGUGAAGAGCCACGGCUGCAAUAAGUGCGGCAAAUCAUUUGCAAGGAAGGACAUGCUGAAGGAGCAUCUCAGGGUUCAUGAUGACAACCGGGACUACUUGUGUGCAGAGUGCGGAAAAGGCAUGAAGACCAAACAUGCUCUGAGACACCACAUGAAGCUUCACAAGGGCAUCAAAGAGUACGAGUGUAAAGAGUGCAAUCGCAAGUUUGCCCAAAAAGUCAACAUGUUGAAACACUACAAGCGACACACAGGUAUUAAGGACUUCAUGUGUGAACUGUGUGGGAAAACGUUCAGUGAGAGGACGACUUUAGAAACGCACAAACUCAUACACACAGUGGGGAAGACGUGGACAUGUACGACAUGCGACAAGAAGUACCUGACAGAGUACAUGCUUCAAAAGCACGUGCACCUGACCCACGAAAAGGUGGAAGCACAGUCGUGUCACCUCUGUGGGACCAAAGUAUCCACCCGCGCCUCCAUGAACCGACACCUACGACGCAAACACCCUGAGGUGGUGUCUGUGAGGAUUGAUGAGUUUGAUGAUCUUCAGGAAAAUUCCACUAUCAAUAAUUCGUCUAUCAGUAUUGUACAGCCGACCUUGACCCUGGAAAAAGACGGCAUGUCUCAGGAGCGACCCGUACGGCCUACCCGGCUACUUAAGAAGAAGCAGAGGGUUCCAGCUGAGCCGGAGCUCUCGGAGUCUGAAGACUACGCCGAUUUCUCUGAGCCAAGGCACGAACCCUUGCCGGAGUACAACACUGUUGUUGUUGGUGAUGAGAUGGAGACGAGCUCUGCUGUGCAGAGCAUCCAGCAGGUGGUGGUUCUGACAGACCCGAGCAAUCCGCCAGCCCCCUCCCCCAACAGCUCAGUGGGGCUGACCAACAUCACCGUGACACCAAUCACCAGCCACGCCCCCGCCCAGUUCACCAGCCUGCAGCCUGUAGCUGUUGGCCACCUGACAGCCAGCGACCGGCCCCUCACUCUGGACAACUCCAUCCUCACCGUCACCUUCGACGCUGUCAGCGGCUCCGCCAUGCUCCACAACCGACCCCCCGAACUCGUCCCUGAAACAGUGGGUCCUACCAGCGGCACAGCACCCCAGUCUGUCGCCCAUUUCAUCAACCUCACCACUCUAGUCAACCCUAUGAGCCACCAGCUGGAGGCCCCAACUCUGGCCUGGAGACCCAUACCAGCUGCUGAGGGCAACCAGGUCACCCCAGUGGUGGAAGGCGCUCAGGGGGAGAGUCAGGAGGCUCAGAGCCAGGGGCCAGAGCCUGGGCGGAGCAGCCAGAGUCAGCCCCCCACACCACAGCAGCAGAGCAGCUCGGCACAGCAGAUGUUCAGCUACUGAUCUGACACUGCGGGGUGCGGGUCACCUCACACUCAGACGUUGUUACAUAGUAGAGUAGAUUUUUAUCAGACUGUACAAAGCUUCGAUCACCACCACCCAGAUGCCUCUCCUGUCCAAUGGAAGCCAAUUAAUUAAAUGAGUUUUUCUUUCCUUCCUUUUAUACUGGAAAAAAUGGCUGCUAAAAAUUCAUUUAAAAAUGAUGCGUUGAUCCAAAAUCACGGACGUACCACCAACAGUCAAAACCAAAGCAACACAUGAAGUAUUCCUAUGCCUUACCAGCCUUUAAAAGCAUGCAUGUUUUUUUAGUAAGAUCUGUAAUGAAAGACGGAAAUGAGCAGAAGAGGAAGAUAAACUUUGUGAAGAUAAGCACCUCCACUAGGUUCACGGAUGACAUGUGACUUUAAAUCAUGUAAGCUGUAAUUAUUGUUUAUCUGAAAAAAGAAGCAGCUUUUUAUUUUUUUACUGUUUGUUUCAAACAAAAUGCAUCUGGGUUUUCUGUUGUUGUCUGUGUAUGUGUUGAGGCUUUUGGAAAAUGAAUUGAUUUUUUUUUUUUAAUAAAUAUUAGCAGUUGUCAGAAUCUAAAAUUCACCACAUCUGCUAGUUUUUCAAGCAUAAGAUGAGAAGCGAUGCAGUUUCCUGUAUGUAGCUGUAGAUUCUCAGUCCUCCAGGUCAGUAAACCUGUUUCUUUUAAAGAAGUUUCCCCUCUUCAGGAGUUCUAUCCAGCUGGUGGCCCAUUAAAAGCUCAUUCACAUGUUAAUGGUUUUUAAGGUCACGUGGUGUCACCAACUCACCUGACCGAUCUGCUUUCUCUAACAAGUCAUUGUCACCUGUUAAUUGUUUACCUGCACGGGCAAAACUGUCUUUGUUACGAGGCCCAAUGUGUGAAUGGUUGUGAAACUUCCGGGGAGGAGAGUCAAGGCCGCGUUGUAGGUACUGGGAGGGUGAUAUUUUUUGCCAUUUCUCUCAAACUAUCUACCCAUCUUUAAUUCCUGAAAUGCAGAUGAACCUUGACCUGAAGAGCUGGCUCUCCUGUGUUUGCCACGCAUUUAUAAAGUGGUUGUUUGGACUCUCCUAAUAAAGGUCCUCAUUGCUCUCUACUGCAUACAAGCCAUCCAGCUUGUGUUUGGGUGUUUGGUCCUUUGGGUAAACUAGCUGGGGGGUGU